AUGCUGGAUGAUAACAAACUGGAAAAAGCGGGAAGUUUGAAUCCGUUCCAAAGGCGGGUAGAGCUAAACAGAUCAUCAAGCGCUAGUGAUUUGACUGAGGUGGUUCUUUUGGGUAAAAAGAAAGAAAGAGAAGGGAAGAUUGGCUUGAGACUUGAGAGGGACCGGGCAGCUAGGAAGAUAUUUAAAAAGAGUAAACUAAUUACGAAGUUACCGAAUAAAAAAGUAGGGCUCACGGAGUAA
Cotesia congregata is the source of this 240-nucleotide messenger RNA. NCBI's taxonomy places the organism in Eukaryota, Metazoa, Arthropoda, Insecta, Hymenoptera, Braconidae. The record is from the annotation of a GenBank genome assembly.